Monopterus albus (swamp eel) is the source of this 1008-nucleotide messenger RNA. RefSeq lists its product as uncharacterized. Lineage: Eukaryota; Metazoa; Chordata; Actinopteri; Synbranchiformes; Synbranchidae. The record is from RefSeq and is a predicted model, not a curated record. The coding region runs from base 194 to 946 and encodes 250 amino acids. The transcript is spliced from 2 exons.
CAAAAUUAAAAUAGCUCUACACCUAUUCAUUUUCAUAUUUGAGGUCUUCUGUAACAUCACCAACACAUCUGUGGACACUGAAGGCUUCUUGUGUACUGGCCUCAGUUAACUUCUCUUUCUUCACAAAGAGUUUGUGACAGGGUUUAUUUUGAUCAAAGAGGUGAACUUGGACAGUCAAAAGAAUGAGCCGGGGAUGAGAUUUGGAAACACUUCCAAGAUAAACUUUGUCCUGGGCACUGGUUUGCUGUGUCUCUUUACGCAGGCUUCUCUGACAGGCAGAGAUCAGGCUCUGCUGCUGAAGACUUGGUCCGACCGCAUGGGUGCCCUCUACAGGAAGAUGAAGAAUACAGGAAGCCGCUGCCUAGGCUACUUUCAGGAGCAGGCAGAGAUGGACAUAAGACAACAGCUCCAUGAGGCCGUGCAGAACCGUGUGACCCCUGAGGACGCGGCGGCAAGCAUCCUGAAAACCCUGGAGCAUAACUAUGAUUGGCUGCACUGGGCAGUGAUGCUCCAUCCUGCUGUGGGACCCACAGAGGACAAGACAGAUGAGGAGACACAGGAAGAAGGUGAACCAGCAGAAGAGCAGUCCAGUAAUUUGCUGUUUGUGGCAUCUGAACCUCCAAUCCCCCAUGUGGCGGCAUGCUACCGUGAUACCCCCAGCUCACUGGAUAAGAGCCGUAUCCACCAGCUGAUCGUGGACCUGGAGUGGAAGAUCCCCAACCCGCCACCUGAGGUGUACAGUUCCAUUGAGGAGGACCCAGACAGGGCACGGCGUUACCUGGCCUCACGCAUGCGGAACAAGCUGCAGAAAGGGCUGGGGUCUGGUGUGGCCGUCCACGUGGUGCCAGGCAGGAUGGAGAUGAAAUGCAACUUCCCUCCAGCCUCCUACUACCUCUACGAGUACAAACACCGGCUAGCUUCAGGCACUGUGUGUGUGUUUGGAUGAAAGGAAACUACCUGUUCUCACACAGAUGUGUCCGAUUACAGCAUCUGUUUCAUUUUUGUUGC